This is a messenger RNA of Culex quinquefasciatus (southern house mosquito), 1798 nucleotides long. It is a transcript of the gene Syngr, whose product is annotated as synaptogyrin. NCBI's taxonomy places the organism in Eukaryota, Metazoa, Arthropoda, Insecta, Diptera, Culicidae. Gene Ontology annotation, cellular component: neuromuscular junction; synaptic vesicle membrane. The transcript has 4 exons. The record is from RefSeq and is a predicted model, not a curated record. The coding region runs from base 327 to 1046 and encodes 239 amino acids.
GCGCUGUCACAGUCAGUUUGGUUUUGCAAGUGCGUGGAAAAACAGGUUCCUCUCCCGGUUUGGAGCUCCGUGGUCGAUCCGUUGUGCCCUCGUAACAGGUUUUCUAGCAGGAAUUUUCGGGUUAAAAGUGUCGCAGGUUCGAACCCCGUCGCCAACGGAGAAUCGAAAGAAAAAAAAAGCAGCGUGGAUUUAGGCGUUUAAAGCGCGUUCAGGAGCAGUCGAGAGCACGUGAAGCCUAAACUCGGUAGGCUUUGCCCCGGGAUCGCCCAAAUUUUCACCCAGGACAGCGUUCAAUAAACGGCCUCAAAACGGAGCACAUAACGAAAAUGAUGGACUUCAGCGGUGGAGCCUACGGCGGAGGCAAAGCAGGCGGUGCCUUCGACCCGAUCGGGUUCGUGAUGCGGCCAACUGUGAUCCUGCGGGCAGUUUGUUGGCUCUUUGCGAUAAUCGUGUUCGCGUGCGUGUCGGCCGAGGGCUGGCGGGAAGAGAACGGCAAGGAGUACUGCAUCAUCAACCGGGACGCGAACGCCUGCAACUACGCCGUCGGAAUCGGCGUGAUCGCGUUCCUGGCCUCGAUGGCCUUCAUCGCCGGCGAGUACCUGUUCGAGCAGAUGUCCUCCGUCAAAACCCGGAAACACUACGUCCUCGGGGAUCUCGGCUUCUCCGCUCUGUGGACGUUCCUGUACUUUAUCGGCUUCUGCUACCUGACCAACGCGUGGGGCAAGGCGGACGAUCCGCCCAACGGCGAGGGCGUCAACAACGUCCAGGCUUCCAUCGUGUUUUCGUUCUUCUCGAUCUUCACCUGGGCCGGGUGCGCUUACUUUGCGUUCCUGCGCUUCAAGGCCGGCGUGGAUCCGUCCUUCCAGUCGACGUACGAGUCGGAUCCGAACGCCGCGAACCAGUACUCGUCGUACCCGGUCGGAUCUGGCCCCGGGACUGGCGGCGUGGAAGGUGGCGACCAGUACCAGCCGAGUCCGUUCGGGGGUGGCCAGCAGCAGCAGCAGCAGCAACAGCCGGGUGUGGGUGAAUACGCUCCUUCUUAUUAAAUGCAUAGGCAGUACCAUAUCCGUUUGUUUGUGAAUAACGGAGUAUACAACAACAAAAACAAAGCAGCAAACACUACAAAAUUCCGGAGCAGUGCACAGGAACGAGCAAAGUUUUACCGUAGUGAAUUCCAAUUGGGCUAUAUUGACAUUCUAUCUACUAUGGAAAGUAAAAUAGUAAAUAUGGAUGCGAAACUCAGAUUAUGGUUCAAAAACGACCCCAACAAAAACUAAACAAACACACACAACAAGUCGAAAACAAAAGAUUUCUAGCGGUUUAAUAGCGAAAACACAACCCCACAUUGAGCAAACAGUCGACAGGGAAACCAGUUCCGCAGCUGGUCGCCCUUUAUCUAGCAAUUUGUCCUUUGAAGCAGUGCAGCUACUCAACAAACACAUACUAAACAUUGUCACAUACUACACGCGUACACAACCACAAAACAUAAGACAGAAAAACAAGUGGAAACACAACAAACUCAAAUACAUACAUGCUUACCAGAACAAUGAAAUACAUAGCAAAACAGAGACAAGCAAAACAAAAAAAAAACAGAAGGGAAACACGAAAACCAAAAGAAACAACCAAAAUAUCCAAAAACAAAAGAUUUAAUAAAUAUUGUUAGUUUAUGAUGGAACUAAAACCAGAAUGAAGUUAUCCUAUAAGAAGAAGAAGGAAAAAAAGACAAGAAAAUAUCUUACCGUAUAAGUACUUGGUAUAUUAUUUAUCAUGAUAAUAAAAUACAAGAAUAAUAAUAAAA